GUCACUGCAAGAGUUACAUGUGACAGACAAAGACAAAAUCAACUUAUUGGAGCUGAAUUCAUUGUCUCGUUUAACUGCACUAUCACUGAAGCUUUCUACUAAUCAAUUUUCUCAAGAAGAUUUUGUGUUCCCUAAACUACAAAGGUACAAUAUAGUUGUAGGUCGGUGCAGAUUGAGCUUGCAGGAGGUGCAUUUAAAAAUUGUGGAGGCGCUAACCAUUAGAAGAUUGAGAAUUGAAAACUUCUCAUCUUCAUUGAGUGCAUUUAAAAAUUUAUUUUGCAAUGUGGGAAAGUUGAAGUUGGAGAACGUUAGUGCACUGAAGAACAUUGUGCCAAGCAUAGGAAAAAAGGUACUAAAUGAGUUGACUUCUCUGAAGCUUCAUUCUUGCGACAAUAUGGAAUUUUUGACUGAUAUAACAAGAGAUCAAGGGUCAACUGUUGCAUUCUCUAAUUUGGUAGAAUUAACUAUAAGAAGGAUGGUUUCUUUGAAAGGGUUGUGCUAUGGUCUUUCUCCAUCCCAUCGUGCAAUUGCAAGCUUCACAAGACUAACGGUUGUGACAAUUGGAUCUUGCCCUAAACUGAAAACAAUCUUCUCACCUUGCAUUGCUCAAAGUAUGUUGUGUAUAGAAGAACUCUACAUAAGCAGCUGCGAUAGAGUAGAGCAAGUAAUUGGUUUUGCCCAAAAAGAAGAAAAUACUAAGAAUGACUCUUGUCUUUGUUGCUGCCCCAAAUUGAGAAUUCUUGAGAUAGAAGGUUGUGUAAGUUUAAAAUAUGUUUGUGUAAACACUUCGACUCAAGGGCUUCAAUCAUUAGAAUCUGUCAAAAUAAGUUAUUGUCCUCAACUUAUGCAAAUCUUCAAGAUGGAACAAAAUGAGAAUGGGGAAGAUGUUGUGGUUCCUCAGAUCCAUUGCUGGCCAAAAUUAAAAACCUUUCGGAUACAUGAUUGCCAACUAUUCUCAUGCUUCAUUGUAAAAGCUCCGCUCUUGGAGGACUUGUUUCUUAGUAAAGUAGGAAUCAUAUGGAAAACGGAUGUGCCUGUAUUGAAUGAAGAUUGUAUAGUAGUUGGGAAUCAUGUAAAGGUAUUUCAAGUUCAAGGUGGGUACUCAUUCUCAAGGAUAAAACAAUUGGACUUGGGGAACUUAUUUGAAUUAUGGAUUAUAUGGAACGAUUUUGCUCAAGUUGUAACCCUUGAGAACCUUACAACUUUAGAGCUGACAGAUUGCAAGAAGUUAAGAUAUAUAUUUUCACCUACGAUGGCUCGUAGUUUAUUGCAUUUAGUGAAUCUUUCCAUCAACGGGUGUGAUAAAAUAAAACAACUCAUUUUAGCCAAUGGUCAAAUUUCUUCUUCAUCAUCAUCAAAUGCUGGCCUCCAACCUAUCAGCUUUCCAAAUUUGACAAAGAUCACUGUUACAAAAUGUGACAAUUUGAAAAGUCUCUUUCCUUUUGGAUCUGUUCAUGUUAUUCCAAAACUUGAAUGUCUCAUAGUUGAAAGGAACUCUAAACUGGAACAAGUAUUUGAAUUAGAAGAUGAAGUGGAAGUGGCAGCUGAAGAGGAGAUGAAAUUUGAUAAAUUAGGAAAGUUAUCACUUGAAGAACUACCGAGCCUCAUUCACUUCGGUCCCAAAGGAUAUCAUUUUGUACUGUCAGCAUUGACAGAUUUGAAAGUAAGAGAUUGUCCUAAGUUGACUACUAGUUUCUCCAUUGAUUCACAAGAAUUUGUGCAUUGCGAAACAAAGGAAUCUAUGGCAAAUUUAAUUUCUUUGCAAUUAGGGUCAUUUCCAGAAUUGAGCUGCAUAUGGAAUGGACCGAAUCAUUGCAUUAAGCUUACAACUCUAAAGUUGAGUGAUUGUAAGAAGUUAAUAUAUAUAUUUUCACCUACAACGGCUCUAAGUUUAUCACAUUUGGUGGAUCUUUUCAUCGAGGGGUGUGAGGAAAUAGAACGACUCAUUUUAGCUAAGGAUCAAGUUUCUUCUUCAUCAUCAUCAAAGGGUGAUACUGGCCUCCAACCUAUAAGCUUUCCAAAUUUGACAAAGAUCACUAUUAGAAAAUGUGAAAAUUUGAAAAGUCUCUUUCCUUUAGGAUCUGUUCAUGUUCUGCCAAAACUUGAAUGUCUCAUAAUUGAAAGGAACUCUAAACUGGAAAAAGUAUUUGAAUUAGAAGAUGAAGUGGAAGUGGCAGCUGAAGAGAAGAUGAAAUUUGUUAAGUUAGAAAAGUUAUCACUUGAAGAACUACCGAGCCUCAUUCACUUCGGUCCAAAAGGAUAUCAUUUUGUAUUGCCAAGAUUGAGAGAUUUGAAAGUAAAAGAUUGCCCUAAGUUGACUACUGAUUUCUUCAUUGAUUCACAGGGAUUUGUGCAUUGCAAAACAGAGACACUCCAAUUGACUGAGGAGGAUGUUAUUGAAAAGUCUGCCGCUGUUUCAAAUGUAAUUUUCAACAAGAAUAUAUAUUGGAGUCGUUGGGGGCCCAGAAUGAGUCAACUACCACAUAUUACAUGAAAGAAUGAUGAUUUUAGAGCAGCUUUCAAAGCCAUGUUACAUAAGUCAACAGGUUUUUUUUUAUAUAUUUAGAGGAUCAUAUAUAUCCAUAUCCAAAUCGAUAUGAAUGCAAAAUGGAAAAUGAAGAUUUGAAGUAUCAUGAGUUCAAUAUAUCAACUAAAUGCAGGUGCCUUGAUAAUUGUGCUUCUAACUGGUAUGAAAGCUUGCUUUAAUAGAGUUGUGAAGCAAAAUGAUAUGUCUUUUACUUCAAACUAAUAACUUAGAUAGUUAUAGUUAUGUUGCAGUUUUUAUUGUAUGCUUUUGGAUGCGAGUGAAAAUUCCAUUGCAUCAUGUAUUUGUUUUUGUGUGUUAAACCAUAACCAAACCGAAUAUAUUUUAUUUUGUGAAGUUUCCAAAGGUCAUUUUGUUGAAAUAUUGAAAGUUUAAUUGUUAGUUUCAACUUAACAAUAAAUUAUUUUGUUCCCCAA
Gossypium arboreum is the source of this 2961-nucleotide messenger RNA. RefSeq lists its product as uncharacterized. The transcript is spliced from 8 exons. The record is from RefSeq and is a predicted model, not a curated record. Lineage: Eukaryota; Viridiplantae; Streptophyta; Magnoliopsida; Malvales; Malvaceae. The coding region runs from base 395 to 2494 and encodes 699 amino acids.